Aspergillus saccharolyticus JOP 1030-1 is the source of this 1901-nucleotide messenger RNA. Its product is annotated as putative 3-methylcrotonyl-CoA carboxylase, beta subunit (MccB). Gene Ontology annotation, molecular function: methylcrotonoyl-CoA carboxylase activity. The transcript has 2 exons. The coding region runs from base 30 to 1730 and encodes 566 amino acids. Gene Ontology annotation, cellular component: mitochondrion; methylcrotonoyl-CoA carboxylase complex. Lineage: Eukaryota; Fungi; Ascomycota; Eurotiomycetes; Eurotiales; Aspergillaceae. Gene Ontology annotation, biological process: L-leucine catabolic process. The record is from RefSeq and is a predicted model, not a curated record.
CCCCCCCCCCCCCCCCCAAAUCCCCCGCAAUGCGCGUUCCGUCUCCGCUUCUGCGGAGCUUGAGACCCAACACUCUCCCUCUGCCAUUGCGUUCUUCCACAUCCAAACCUGCAUUACUUUCGAGAGCUAUCGCCAAUUACACACAUCCUCAUCAUGCCUCUGCUAUCUCCGUCCUACCCACUGCCGUGGACACCGCCUCAGCCGAUUUUCAAGAAAAUGCCCAACAGAUGCAAGCACUCCUUGAUCGCAUGACAAGUCUUCACGGCACCAUCUCCCAGGGCGGUCCUCAGAAAGCCAAGGACAAGCACCUCGCCCGAGGCAAAAUGCUUCCGCGGGACCGAGUCAGUGCCCUCGUCGAUCCAGGCACGUCGUUUCUCGAGCUCUCCCCGCUCGCGGGCCACGAGGUCUAUGGAGAGGACGUUCCCGCCGGCGGCAUCAUCACCGGAAUCGGCACCGUGGAAGGGGUGAAGUGCAUGAUAGUCGCCAAUGACAGCACCGUCAAGGGCGGCACCUACUACCCGAUCACCGUGAAGAAGCAUCUUCGGGCGCAGGCCAUCGCGCAGGAGAACAAAUUACCCUGCAUCUACAUGGUGGACUCGGGCGGGGUCAACCUGCCGCAUCAGGCGGACGUCUUCCCGGACCGUGAUCACUUUGGCCGCAUCUUCUUCAACCAGGCCCGCAUGAGCUCGCUGGGCAUCCCUCAGAUCUCCGUGGUCAUGGGGCCCUGCACCGCGGGCGGCGCCUACGUGCCCGCCAUGAGCGACGAGACGAUCAUCGUCGAGAACCAAGGUACCAUCUUCCUUGCUGGACCUCCCCUGGUCAAGGCCGCCACGGGGGAGGUCGUCUCCGCCGAAGACCUUGGAGGCGGUCACCUCCACAGCACGAUCUCCGGCGUAACAGACUACCUCGCCGUCGACGACGCCCACGCCAUCGUGCUGGCUCGGCGAUCCGUAGCCAACCUGAACUACCCGUCAACCAGUAUCCCGCAAAACACCAUCAAAGAGCCCCUCUACGAUCCCCAGGAACUCAAUGGCAUCGUCGGCACCAACCUCCGCCGGCAGAUCCCCGCGCACGAAGUUAUCGCGCGCAUCGUCGACGGCAGCGAGUUCGCCGAGUUCAAGCGCGACUACGGGACGACACUGGUGACGGGCUUCGCGCGCAUUCACGGCUACCAAGUGGGUAUUGUCGCGAAUAACGGCAUCCUCUUCUCCGAGUCCUCCCUCAAGGGGGCUCACUUUAUCGAGCUCUGCGCUCAGCGCAACAUCCCGCUGGUCUUCUUGCAGAACAUCUCGGGAUUCAUGGUCGGCGCCGACGCGGAGAAGGGCGGCAUCGCAAAGAACGGCGCCAAGCUCGUGACGGCCGUCGCAUGCGCUGACGUCCCCAAGUUCACGGUGGUUUUUGGUUCCAGCGCCGGCGCAGGCAACUAUGGCAUGUGUGGCCGCGCCUACUCCCCUCGGUUAAUGUUCAUGUGGCCCAACGCCAAAAUCGGCGUCAUGGGCUCCGAGCAACUCUCCGCCGUGAUGGAAGCCGUCGGCCGCACCGCCGACCCCGCCCUGAAGGAGCGCAUCGACCGCGAAUCUGAGGCGGUAUUCUCGUCGGCGCGCCUGUGGGACGACGGCGUGAUCCCGCCCGCCCAGACCCGCCAUUUUCUUGGACUGGGACUGUCCGCGGCCGUCGGCGGCAAGGUCGAUCCCGAUGUGCGCACGCGGUUUGGAGUUUUCCGGAUGUAAACCUAUAAAGUUAGGUAGAUAGCCGUCUAGCAGCUAUUCUUGCUGUGGACUGGAAUCGGGGCCCGGGGGAGGUGUUAUGUUACAUGUGCAUGGACAUAAUCCUUUAGUUAGUGCUUGGAAUCUACUAGGACGGUAGAUACCAGCAACCAGUGCAUGCAUGCAAAGAAAAUA